AUGGUAGACUCGCUGGAUGAGCGUAUUGGCACCAUUGGCGACCAAACAAUCAGAGUAGAAAAAGCCAUUCGUACUAUUCGUGAUGACUCUGUUCUUCUUCUUGAGCGACUUGAGGCUGACAUCCCUACCAACUCUUGCAUGAAGACAUUAGUGGGUCACACUGAUUCAGUUGAAUGUGUGCAUUUUGAGUCGCCGCGUGCUCUAAUGGUUUCUGGAUCUGCAGACAAGACUGUUCGUGUUUGGGACUUGACAACAUAUGGCUGCGCUGCUGUUUUGACUGGUCACACUGGCUGGAUCAGAGCAGUUCAAGUUCGUGGAACAACAGUGAUUUCUGGCUCAAGCGAUCAUACCCUUCGACAGUGGAAAGUGAAUGGCGAAAAGCCAUAUCAAGUGAUUCAUGGUCAUUCAGGCAGUGUUAACGGAGUAUGGUUUGAUGAUGAUCAGCUUAUUACCGGAAGUGCGGAUCGCACAGUCAAAGUAUGGGAUCUCCGGAACAAUAUUCAGACGCCAUCUAUAUCACUGUGCGAAAUGAGAGUGGGAGGAUCUGUUACUGCAAUUGCGUGUGAUCGUACAAGAGUGAUAGUAGCAUGCGGGGAAGUGGGCGUGGCUCUUCUUCGUAGGAAUACCACUGGACAAGCCCUACUAAGUCAUUGUACGACAUUGGUAGGACACGAUCGACCUGUGGGUGCUGUUAGAGUGGUUGGUGAUACCUUGGUUUCUGGUGCAAUGGACCAGACUGUUCGUGUAUGGCGAGUAGAGAUUUGA
Molecule: messenger RNA, 765 nt
Organism: Batrachochytrium dendrobatidis JAM81
Lineage: Eukaryota; Fungi; Chytridiomycota; Chytridiomycetes; Rhizophydiales
Exons: 3
Coding region: 1-765 (254 amino acids)
Molecular function (GO): protein binding
Source: RefSeq, a predicted model, not a curated record